This is a messenger RNA of Drosophila suzukii, 595 nucleotides long. The record is from RefSeq and is a predicted model, not a curated record. Lineage: Eukaryota; Metazoa; Arthropoda; Insecta; Diptera; Drosophilidae.
CAAAUCAAAAUGGCAUCCCGAUUCAUUGUUGUCCUCAGCGCCAUAAUCGUCCUGGCUCAAGGAUCUAAUAUUUUGUCCAUCGAACAGGAUUCAGAGGUUGCUGUUCACUAAGGAGUUCCUUUGGGAGCUCCGGCUGUCUUAGUUUCCCAAGGACACCCAUCUGUGCACCUGCCCCAACGUCCCAUCUACAGCCAUGGCCCAGGCCCAGUAGUAUCUGCACCACUUGGAGGACAUCCCAGAAUACUCGGAUCUGGAUUGGCUGGACCUCGUCCCUAUGUGGCUGCUCCUCUUCAUUCGGCUCCUGCAUCCUAUGUUCGUCCUGCUACUGUGGUGGUUCCCGCUCCUCGAGUGGUUGUUCCUGCUCCUCGUGUCAUUGUUCCUGCUCCUCGAGUGGUGGUUGCUCAUCCUGCCCCAGUUGUGGUUGCAUCUGGUCACGGAAACGUUCACCAUAUCCGUAAUCGCGGCCAGAAACCGUACUAAGUUGUAAACUGACCUUCACCCAUUUGAAUAAUGACUAUGCUUCAAGAAACUGAGCUGAACUAAUUUGAUUCAUACUUAAAACCUGUCUAUAACCCAAAUUAAAGUAAAAGCAAUG